AUGGUUGAGGAUGCAAGUUGCUGGGGCUGUAAAGAAUACAACCGGAGAGUAAAGUGGAACACGGGAUUCACCGACAGGAUUGUGGUUGUCGCAAACUGUUUGUGCCAGUAUGAAUGUGGUCCUUGUGACAAGCCAAGCUUUCAACAACUACACUACCGGAAACGGCUGGAUCUCUUGUUUAUGAUGGCGUGGCAACAGGCCGCCUUAUGUUUCACGUGGUACGAUAUUCGAGGUAUUGCAAUAUGUUUUACAGACAGCGAUCUCCGUCAAACUUACUUUCCAUUUGAACCUGAAUUGCACAAACCUUGGCAAAUACACGCAUUUGCAUAUCAAUCUGGGAUCAAUUGGAACACAACUUCAACGAAAAAUCGAGGAUUGCAAACAUUUUCAAAGACUGUAUACCCGCCGCAUGACAUUCUACUUUGUCAGCGUGAAGCACUUUCCAAAGGACUGGAUGACUUUCAACGGCUUUUCCAUUAUUGGUUGAGCUUCUUGAUCUUCUUCAAAAUUAGUCUGCACAAUCCAAGUCCACAAGGCUCUCGCUCAAAAAGAUUCGAUCACGGGGGACACGCGUUUAAACAAAAUUCAGCCGCCGUAUCUGGUUGGUCUCGGUUUGUUAGCACAGAUUAUCCGGUGCUUCAUCGUUUAACACCUAAACAGGAAUUGCAGAGCAGUCAUAUUGAAGCCGGUAUCGAUGUCUACUUCAUGAGCGACCCACACAACGGCUUGGCAAUUUUCGCUUGUUUACCAAGAUGUACAAAUGACAGGUCUCACUCAUUCCUAGACCAAAGACACGUUAUCCUGCCGUUUCCGACUGGGAUGGGAGAUCUGACCACAAGUAUGUUUAAGAUAGGGAGCUGUUACACCGUUUCGGUGCCUAACUGUCAUGAUACCCGAAGACAGCACAAGGGCUGGGAACCUGGCAGUCUGAUCAUGCUUAGACUGGAGAAGUCGAAAUGCAGAGAUGGGGUUCGAACCACGGACCUUCUGCAUCGAUUAGACUUACUAAUGGAACGAAACAUCAAUGAGAAAUUCCCAGACGCCCUCGCACUACGAAUGACUUGCGAAAUACCUGCAUCAAUACGGGCAACAGUGGCGUGGUCGUUAUCUUUCAAUCCUUGGACAAAACUGCCGAUAACUACGUGA
Molecule: messenger RNA, 1146 nt
Organism: Opisthorchis viverrini
Lineage: Eukaryota; Metazoa; Platyhelminthes; Trematoda; Opisthorchiida; Opisthorchiidae
Exons: 8
Coding region: 1-1146 (381 amino acids)
Source: RefSeq, a predicted model, not a curated record